AACAAGUCUCCUCAAUUUUUAGAAGGCAACACAAUAAAUGUGCAACCAUUACAUCCGUAAUACAGUAAAGGUUUUCAGUGUAUGGAAAAUUGUGUAGGAAUAGUUGUUGUUUAUUUAGUAUACUAAUUGAUUUAUGAGAAAGAAAUGGAUGAUUUAGAAGAGUAUUCAUCGCAAGUUGGGGAGCUGGAGGCAACUUUUACAAGAGCUGCCAGUUACUUGCAGGGGCUGGCUGCAACACUCCCUAAUGAGAGACUCCUUUUUUUCUACGCUCGCUAUAAACAAGCCCUCGAAGGACCGUGUUUGGCACCUAAACCUGGUUUCUUUGAUUUUAAAGGGAAGCAAAAAUGGGAUGCAUGGAAGGGAAUGGGUGAAAUGUCAAAAGAGAAUGCCAUGAAAGAAUACAUAGAGGGUAUAAGCGAAGUAGAUGCCGACUGGCAGAUAAAGGCUCCGACAGAUGGCAAACAGUCAGGCACAGGUUGGGUGAGAGUGAGUUCCUUGGCUGUUUCUGAGGAAGAUGAUGACAAGAAUGGUAAAGAAAAGAAUCACUUUGAUUGGGUGAAAGAAAAUAAUAUUCCUAAAGUGAAAAACGUAGAUGACAAAACUUUGUCCGAGACAGACGAAAACGGCAUGACACUUUUGCACUGGGCAGCAGAUAGAGGAUAUUUGGACGUGACAGAAAUUCUUCUUGAGAAAGGUAUUGAUGUCAACAGUCAGGAUGCUGAUGGGCAAACUCCACUCCAUUAUGCAGCCUCCUGUGGACACCAGGCUGUAAUAAAAUCUCUUCUGUCACAUGGAGCCGACUUAAACAUUGCUGACUCAGAUGGCCUGUUGCCAGUGGACUGUGCAGAAGAGGAGAUCAAGGAGCUUUUAAAGUAAGGUUCGUGUUGUCCCAAGUUUAUUUGGUAAGCAGAUACUCAAUGUGGAAACCUUACGAAACAACUCGAUCAUGUAAAGUUUCAUUGUAUCUUUGUAUAUACGUACACCUUAUUCUUUUAGAAUAAACUGCUAAUGUUAA
This is a messenger RNA of Macrobrachium nipponense, 1015 nucleotides long. RefSeq names its product acyl-CoA-binding domain-containing protein 6-like. Bases 145 to 876 code for a protein of 243 amino acids. Gene Ontology annotation, molecular function: protein binding; fatty-acyl-CoA binding. NCBI's taxonomy places the organism in Eukaryota, Metazoa, Arthropoda, Malacostraca, Decapoda, Palaemonidae. The record is from RefSeq and is a predicted model, not a curated record. The transcript has a single exon.